AUGGGCAUUAACAACCCGAUCCCCAGAAGCUUGAAAAGCGAGUCAAAAAAAGCGGCCAAGAUUCUUUCGAGUUUUGUCAAGCCUAACCAAUUAGCAGGUCCGGAUCAGGUUAUUCCCCCACAUAUCUUGAAGAAUGCCAAGGGUUUAGCAAUCAUCACAGUGUUAAAGGCUGGAUUUUUGUUCUCAGGAAGAGCAGGUUCCGGUGUGAUUGUGGCCAGAUUGCCCGAUGGCUCGUGGUCUCCUCCAUCUGCGAUUUUCACAGCAGGUGCUGGUGUUGGAGGACAAAUCGGUGCCGAACUCACUGACUUUGUUUUCAUUAUGAACACACAGUCAGCUGUCGAAUCGUUUGCGCAGGCAGGUUCUAUUACCUUGGGUACUAAUGUGUCUGUUGCUGCCGGUCCCUUGGGAAGAAAUGCAGAAGCAGCAGGUACAGCGUCUUUGAAGUCUGUCUCGGCCGUUUUCUCUUACUCCAAGACCAAAGGUUUGUUUGCUGGUGUUUCUUUGGAAGGUUCUGCUAUUGUCGAGAGAAGGGAUGCAAACAGAAAGUUUUACGGUGCUAACUGCAAAGCCAGAAACAUUUUGAGCGGACAAGUGGAGGCUCCUCCAUCGUGUGAGGCGCUCAUGAGAGUCUUGGAAAGCCGUGCAUUCAAUUACAACUUGCAAGGGGAAGAUUUCUACAAUGACGAUUACUAUGACGACAUUCCAGACGACUUUUCCGAUAGCACUCUGGAAUACUCUUCUAGAAGAGGCGGUUCCAGAUUGCGCAACCAAGGAAGCAGAAGGUAUUCGGAUGAGUAUGGAUACUCGGAUGACGAAUAUUCGGACGAUGAUCACCAUCGGAAUGGUCACCAUCAGAACAGAAGGACAAAUUCUAAUAGAAACAACUCCAUAGGCAACAGGUCCAAAAAUACCUGGGAGGACAAUAUCUACGAUGGUAGAGGAGGGAACAGAAGAGACGUGGACAAUCUAUCUCAACAGUUCAGCAAUACUCGUAUUUCUAACACAAAUACUAGUCCAUCUAGACCACCAGUGACCUCGAAGCCCAAUUUCGGUGGUGCUCCAAAAGCGCAUGCCACCCAAGCCAUUGCUUUGUAUACUUUUAAGGGCGAACAACCUGGCGAUUUGCCUUUCAAGAAGGGUGACGUGAUUGACAUAUUGAAGAAGUCAGAUACUACCGACGACUGGUGGUCCGGAAGAAAUAAUGGUGUAUCGGGCAUUUUCCCAGCCAACUAUGUCGAAUUGAUAUAA
This is a messenger RNA of Clavispora lusitaniae ATCC 42720, 1248 nucleotides long. RefSeq lists its product as uncharacterized. Gene Ontology annotation, molecular function: actin filament binding; phosphatidylinositol binding. Gene Ontology annotation, biological process: regulation of ruffle assembly; actin cortical patch localization; actin filament bundle assembly. Lineage: Eukaryota; Fungi; Ascomycota; Pichiomycetes; Serinales; Metschnikowiaceae. Gene Ontology annotation, cellular component: actin cortical patch; ruffle membrane. The record is from RefSeq and is a predicted model, not a curated record.